Insectozyma verbasci is the source of this 661-nucleotide messenger RNA. The record is from the annotation of a GenBank genome assembly. Lineage: Eukaryota; Fungi; Ascomycota; Pichiomycetes; Serinales; Debaryomycetaceae.
AUGACUGAAAGAUUGAAUAGUUCUAAAUUGGGUACUAAAGAUUAUUGGAACGAAUUUUAUCAAAAAGAAAUAGAGAAUUUUAAUGAAAAUGAUGAAGAUUUAGGUGAAUGUUGGUUUAAUGAUUCAAAUGCAGAAGAUAAAAUGAUACAAUAUAUAAUUGAAUAUAUAGAAGAUAAUCAACUAGAGAAGGUUAAUUUUUUAGAUUUAGGAACUGGUAAUGGUCAUUUAUUAUUUCAAUUAUAUGAAGAUUUAAAAGAGGAAGAAGUAGAUGUGGAAAAUUUCAAAUUUACCGGCAUUGAUUAUUCACCCGACUCCGUCAAAUUUUCAUCAGAAAUUGCAAAUAAGAAGUAUCCUAAUAUUGAUUGUUUUAAAUUUGAGCAAGUAGAUCUAUUAACUGAAAAUUAUACUGGCAAAUAUGACAUUUUAUUAGAUAAGGGAACAUUAGAUGCAAUUGCCCUUAAUCAAACACCAAUAAUUAAUAAUAAAAUAGGAAUGGAAUUAUAUCCUUCCAAAAUUGAAUCAUUGGUGAAUGAAAAUUCCAUUUUUUUAAUAACUUCAUGUAAUUUUACAAAAGAUGAACUCAUAAAUAUCAUAACAUCAAAUUCAAACUUAAAAUAUCUGGAUGAAUUAACAUAUCCUAGUUUUCAAUUUGGAGGGAUAA